AUGACUAAACGAGGGAAUCAUGAAGCUUUUUGGAAUGAGCGAGAGAUUAGAAGUAACACAUUCUCAAAGACUUUACUAGCGUCCUCUAUUAUUAGUGGGAAAGGUAAAGCCGAUGAUGAUCAUUGCUUUAAAUAUACAAGGAUUCCAGAGGUUACAUCUGGCAUGCCAUUGACCCCUCGUCAAGGAUUGAAACGAAACAGCUUGAGCAGUGAGAAUAUCGGUAACAGCAAGAUAUUUAAGAAGGAGUUUCCUUUUGUGGAUACAUGUGUCCAACGAACGCUUGGAGAGGAAAGGAAAGAUGGAAUUUUGCUUCCCAUUAAGACAUCCCUGCGGGUACAACCCAGUGGAGCAUUAAAGGAACAGUUUUUACAAUGGACAAGGCAGUAUCAUCCGAAGGAGCUCAAGCUGAAGGGAGAUGAAUCUGUCCGCAAGCAGCCCAACGUGGCCACGCUCACGCGCCAGCAGCGUGUGUCACAGUCUAGCCGGGAAAGUUGUGAACGCAGGGUCUCUUCAAGCAGCGAUGACUGGAAAGGCAUUUACUUGACUAAUCUUCAUAGGCGCCACAGGCUCAUCGUACGCCACCCCGGUAGUUUACCCGAAUUUGAGCCCACAGAGAGGGGGGAGAAAAAAAUCAGCUUGGCACCAGAAGAGUUCCCGACAUUGAAUAUGGAAGGAGGCGUUGAGCCACCGAUUGGGGUUAGGCAACCAAAUGUACAUCGAGUCACUUUGCUUUAUGAAGAGACGGUCGAGCCGCGGUUGGCAUUGUCCCGCACGCCGCCCUUUUCCACUCAUCCUCCGGGGAAAAUUAUUUGGAGCGAGCAGGCGCCGGAUAAAAUAUUGAAUUCAAAUGAAGGUGGCGAUUGUUCUUCGGAGAUAAUAAGGGGACAUGCUGCGGAUUUGACGGCUUUUUGUCGGAUGAGGCAACGCUCGGUGGAAAACACCAGUGACAAUUCCACACACAAAAGCCCCUUACGGAACUUAUUGCCUGUAUUAACCGGUGUAGGAACCGCGAAUAAAAAAUGCACGGGGAAUGGCGUUCAAAGCCCAAAGGCAACAAGUCACCGGUACGUAUCCCUCUCAGAAGUGGAGGAAAUGCCACCGAGGCCCGUCCAAGACGUCCCAGAAGCAACGAAUUCACACGAGAAGGAAAUUUUUUCGUUGAAAAGCCAGUUGGAAAAUAUUCCGUCGACAAAUUUUUCCAAAAUUUAUGGAUCCUUGGAUGCAGUUGGGGGAGACCGCACAAGUGGCUUUGGGGGAAAAUUAACCUCCACAGAAGAAUCUCCAAGGAAGAAAAAGAGGAGGGGCUCCGAUUGGGCCAAGUCAUUGCUGCGACGGGCAUUAUCCCACUCAAUUGAAGCGAAGACGGACAUUACUAAAAAUGACAGUAAACUCAACUACCCACAACAGAGGCGUACCUCACCGCUUUCAUUAAUCUUUGCAGGGAAGGCGAUGGAGAUGAAUCUACCCGUAUUUGCUUUGCCUUCCCCCACUUUUCAGAGGCAUUCUGUUGCGUCGCAGAAUACACAGCACUCGUUACUGUCCGACGCCAAUUUCUUCUUUUCUGGCACCACAGGAAGGAGAAGAUACGAUGCCAGUGCAUUUAAAUCGGUUAUUACGGCCUCAAGCAUCUGUAAUAUGAGUAAUGGUGGCACCACGUUGAAAGAUCCGCAGCCUCCCUCGACGCAUUCAAGUAAAUCUUCCAUGCAACUCAGCGAGAAUUACUCAACUUGUAUUUUUGACAGUGAUUUUAUUUAUGACGGGGUGAAUUUGGAUUUUCCAAAGAAAAGUUUACAAAAGUCACUGAUGAGCAAUCGGUCGGAGGCGGAAAGUGGAAUGGGGUUUUUCAGCGCGACGCAAUGUUUCUCGCCCGUGAUACCGUUUGCCGUCUUGCAUCCCAGCAGGAGCAGUGGCAGCCAGCUUGGAUUUAAGGACACCGGGGCUGAGCCGCGUUAG
Trypanosoma cruzi is the source of this 1953-nucleotide messenger RNA. RefSeq lists its product as uncharacterized. The transcript has a single exon. Lineage: Eukaryota; Euglenozoa; Kinetoplastea; Trypanosomatida; Trypanosomatidae. Bases 1 to 1953 code for a protein of 650 amino acids. The record is from RefSeq and is a predicted model, not a curated record.